Molecule: messenger RNA, 2139 nt
Organism: Macrosteles quadrilineatus (aster leafhopper)
Lineage: Eukaryota; Metazoa; Arthropoda; Insecta; Hemiptera; Cicadellidae
Product: lachesin-like
Exons: 10
Coding region: 167-1486 (439 amino acids)
Cellular component (GO): neuron projection
Source: RefSeq, a predicted model, not a curated record
CGCGUGGUUGCCUCCAAGGUGCGUCGGGUCCGUGCCGGAACAUUUCUUGGAGAUUCGCAUUCUUAUAAAUGUUAGGCGAACCCUAAGGAGGAUUUCAAUUCACAUAAUUUGAAUGUCUAACGUGUGGCGAUGUAGAGCCUUUAACGAGUCGCCCGUGUAACCUGGGAUGGACCAAACAAUACCAUUGCUGGUCUGGUACAUGGUUUUUGUCCGAUCUGUGUCUGGUCAGAUGCCCCCCAAAGAGGUGGAGCCCGAGUUCCUCGCGCCUCUUGAAAACCUGACAGUCACACAAGGUCGAGAGGUCACAUUCACUUGUGUGGUCAAUCAUCUGGGAGCUUACAAGGUUGCAUGGAUAAAGUCAGACUCGAAGGCUAUCCUCGCUAUCCACACUCAUCUGGUGGCUCAUAACACGAGGCUGUCUGUGACUCAUAAUGGUCAUAACACGUGGAAACUGACAGUGAACAACGUGCAGAAGAACGACUCUGGAACUUACAUGUGUCAGAUCAACACGGACCCCAUGAGGAGUCAGAUGGGGUACCUGGAGGUCGUGAUUCCUCCUGAUAUUCUCAACGAGGACGGCCCAGACGACUAUGUAGCGGUAGAAGGAGGAUCAGUCAAGGUCAAGUGUAAAGCUACUGGAGUUCCGGACCCAACUGUGCUGUGGAGGAGGGAAGACUCCCAACCCAUCGUGCUGCGGGCGGACAGUACCAGGGAGAAGCAAGUUGUCAGGCAGUUUGACGGGGAAGAGUUGUUAUUAACCAAUGUACAUCGGGCUGAUAUGGGAGCUUACCUGUGUAUCGCCAGCAACGGAGUGCCUCCUUCCGUCAGCAAACGGUUUAUAGUCCAAGUUCUCUUUCCACCUAUGACCAAAGUCUCAAACCAAUUGGUUGCAGCGCCAGCUGGUAGUGAUGUGGUCCUUGAGUGCUACGUCGAGACCUCGCCUAAAGCGAUGCACAGCUGGUUCAAAGAGACUGGUGAGAAGCUAAUGCCAAGCGCCAAAUAUUCCAUGGAAGAAUAUCCGAUCAAUGACUACUCUUUGCUGAUGAACAUAACGAUUCGAUCAUUAGAAAAGAGGGACUUUGGUGGAUAUGUUUGCUCAUCAGUUAGUGCUAUGGGGAAAUCAGAAGGCCUGAUAAGGCUCCAAGAGUUAAACAUUCCAAAGACUACAGUCAUGCCCAGUCCCAACUACUACGAGCCGGUGAAACCAGCUCGGAAAAAGCCUCAUAAGACCCAUGUGAAGGAGAAACACCAGGGGUCUCGCAAGAAGAACCACAAUCAUCACGAGGAGGUAGAGGAGGAACCUAGAACCACAGCCGAGGUGAGGACGGAGUCUUCUCUGGUGUCUCAUCCAAGCAGACCGCCUUCCUGGAUACUGCAUCACAACGAGGUUGGCCCCAGUUCGGGCGCCAAACGAAAUGUAGGAGUCAGUGUCGCUGUAUUGACGUACAGUGUCACUCUGUAUUGCCAAUGGUUAUUGCAUAUGUAGAUACAGUUGGUUUUGUCAAUCAUUGUUUUGACAAUGUAUAGCUGGGCCACUCUAACGACACCAGAUCCAAUUUUAAUUUUGUUUAGACAUAUCAAUAUGACCCAUCAACACAAUAGUGUCUCAAAUAUAAAAAACAUUAUUGUGUAGGGAUUAAAAAUCAAACAUACUACGGAAAAAACAGUUUACCAAAAUAUACGUAAUUUAACAUAUACGGACAUGAUAACAUAUUUAAAUAAUAAAGGCAUAUAUUUGGUAAAACUGGAACACGUAUUCACACAAAAGAACUUAUGUUUUACGACAAAUGCAUCGUCAAAAGAGAUCGCUAAUAUGAGCUAUACAAUGUUGUAUACGUGAAACAUAACGAAAAUACUGUCGAAUUUUAUCAAACCGAUAGCGGAAAACAAGCCCUCAGAUAUACCAUGAUGUAAAUGCAACGAUAGUGUUAAACUUAGAUAAAUUAUAGAUGCAAAGUUGGAUUUGGUGUUACAAAACUUGGCUUCACUUUGCUUUAGGCGUCUUCCAGCACAGAAUAAGCUUUGUAUAAGACUCAAAGUCUUACAAUACGUACGCUUUAUUUUUUGAUAGGUUUAUAGGAGGUAAAAGUUAUACUUUGUAAUCUUAAGUUGAUUAAGACUUUUGUAAGCUAAGAUGUU